AUGCCAGACUCUCCUGCCGAUGGCACUGCGGCUGCAGGAACAGGCGCCACCACACAGGCCACCGCCACCACACAGCCAGCAACACAGCAGCAACAGGCAGCCCCUGCCCAAACACCACAGACUCAACAGGAGGUAGACCGAAUCGUCCUCAACUACCUUAAUCAAAAAGGCUACAAACAAGCAGAGAUCGCACUUAAACGCGAGGCAAACUUGCUGACCCUCGAGGAGCAAGCCACUGCUCUCGCUGCAAAGGACAAAGAAGCCACUGGAGCCGCCACCACUGCGGGACCUCCUCAACCCACACAUGACAAGAACGAGAUGGGCGAUCCUGAUGCAUACGACCAAGCAUACUCAUCACUCCGGCGCUGGAUUGAGAAUUCCCUCGACCUCUACAAGCCGGAGCUUAUGUCGGUCUUGUUCCCUCUCUUCCUUCACAGCUACCUUAAUCUUGUGAACAGAGGACUGAAGGAGCAAGCCAGCAAAUUCAUGGCGAGCUACAAAUCGGAUCACUUGGAGAUGCACUCACAGGACAUUGCUCGGUUAGCAAUCAUCACGGACGCACAACACAUCAAGGAGAACGAACUGGCGCAGAUGUACAAAUCCAACAAAUAUAACCUCCGCAUGGCACCUGUCUCGUUCGAGCUGCUGAUCGCGUUCCUGCAAGAUAACAAAUUCAUCGUCCUCCUUCGGAUUGUCAACCAACACGUCAACAUCAAAGUCGGCGCCGCGGCCGCAGGCGAAGAUGAGGUCAUUGGAAUCGCUGGACAUGGAACUCAUCAAUUGGCAACGUUUAACCAGCAGAGCGUUGCCCUGGGACAGAUGCCACCUGAUGCCACCUUCCGGGAGCAGGUCGAGCAAACCCUGAAGGAGGAGGAGGCGCUUUCGGGAGGAGAUACGAUCAUGAACGGGGAGACUCCAGCAUCACUCUUGGAGGAAUACAAAAAAGUGAAGACAGAAGCAGGAGUUGACUCGCCAUCUCGGGACGACGUACCUCUUCCACCAUUCAAGGGAAGCGAUAUUCAGGCAGAGAUUGAGGCAUUGCGGGAUUCACGGAAACGCGUCGCAUUGGGACCCUCCAGCUUGCCCUCAAUAUGCGCAUACACCUUUCACAAUGCUCAAGAGAAUAUCAACUGUGUGGCGGUGUCGGAAGACGCGACUAUGAUGGCUGCAGGAUUUUCAGAAUCCUACGUCCGACUCUGGAGUCUCAGUGGCGAAAAACUUCGGGGAUUCAGGAGUAACUUCAACCCCGCCCAUAUCCACGACUCCAACGAUUUGAACAGGGUCAAGGAAAAGAAGGGUGCAGACUCCAAGAAGCUAAUCGGACAUGCAGGCCCUGUCUUUGGUGCCAGUUUCAGUCCAGACAACAAGUAUCUGAUCACCUGCUCGGAAGACAAGUCAGCGCGCCUGUGGAGUACGAGCACGCUUACGAACCUGGUUUGCUACAAGGGGCACAACUACCCAGUGUGGGAUGUGGAUUUCGGACCUCAAGGAUUUUACUUUGCCACUGCCUCUCACGACCGCACAGCCAGACUCUGGAGUUGCGACCACAUUUACCCGUUGCGCAUCUUUGCCGGACACUUGUCUGAUGUCGAUGUUGUCAAAUUCCACCCUAAUUCCAAAUACGUGGUGACCGGAUCAAGUGACAAGACAUCAAGACUGUGGGAUGUCCAGAGAGGGACGUGUGUUCGUGUGUUUACAGGACAUGUAGGCGCUAUUCACGCGAUCGCCAUGUCACCAGAUGGCCGAAUGAUGGCUUCUGCGGGAGAGGAUCGCUCGAUUCAGCUAUGGGAUUUGGGAUCAGGAAAGCGGAUGAAGAAGAUGACCGGACACCAGGGAACCAUUUACUCGUUGGAUUUCAGUCAGGAUGGUUCGAUCUUGGUCUCUGGCAGUGCAGAUUGCACGGUCCGCACUUGGGAUGUCAAGAAGGAAGGCAGCCAGGGAAGUGCAGGACAUCGCAUUCUGCAGGACGACCGCGAGGGCACUGCUGCUGGAUCUGCUAACGGUACUGUCGUAUCCUCACCAGUCCUUGCACAAGGACAGGGUCAAGGAGCUCUCGGCGCAGGAGCAACGGCAGCGGCGAUGGAGAGGUUGAACAGGAAGAGCCUGCUGACUGGACCUUUGGAAUCUGAAGAUCAUCUGGCAACGUUCCCAACGAAGCGAACGCCGAUCUACAAGGUUCAAUUCACAAAGCGGAACCUUUGCCUAGCCAUUGGCGCCUUUUCUGGCAACUAG
Molecule: messenger RNA, 2232 nt
Organism: Linnemannia hyalina
Lineage: Eukaryota; Fungi; Mortierellomycota; Mortierellomycetes; Mortierellales; Mortierellaceae
Source: the annotation of a GenBank genome assembly